Messenger RNA from Thamnophis sirtalis, 1233 nucleotides. NCBI's taxonomy places the organism in Eukaryota, Metazoa, Chordata, Lepidosauria, Squamata, Natricidae. The record is from RefSeq and is a predicted model, not a curated record.
AUGACUAUGGAGUUAAAAGAAAAAGAAGAGUCGGACUAUUAUAUAAAAUUUGGAGUAGACUGGUUGUCUAAAUGGAUUCGUCAGCAGAUCCAUCACUACGAAGACUUUGAUUGUGCCCUUAACUCUUUGGAUGCCUUUGCUAAAAUGAACCAGAAUGGCACUGAAGCUGCCCUUCAGGAUCCCAACAGCUCUCUGCUCCUGUCCACAAGUUCAAAGAUUCUGACACUACUUUCUGCUCCGGAGGGAGCUCUUCCUUUAACACCUGGCGCUCUUCAUGAAAGGAAAGCACAACUUUCAGUUUUGGAAACAGGCUCUGCCGAACGCAUCGCAACUCGCCCAACAACCUCCGAUUCACCCUUCUCCACAAAGCAAAAUAAAUUGACAGGCUCCAGCCCCAUGGGUUCCACUGCUGAAAACAGGAGGAAGAAAGCAAGCGAUCAGUUCUCCGCUGGCAGCAUAGAAAAUUACUUCACUAAAAUGCGGAAUUCAACCCCAACAGUAAAGAAGAAUUACAUCUUCAGGGCUCCUAGGCCAACAGAAAAAGCAGGGGAGGAAGACGGUCACUCUGUUCCUUACGGACCCCAGCAGAAUAUUUUGUGGGUCGAAGAAGAUCAACCAAUAAGACAGUUGCCAGAUGGCAAAGCGGUUCAUGGUUCUCCAAGGACAAAGAUGACCUUGAUGACUGAGAAAUGUCCCCACGAAAGACAGCACGCUGGACAUAAAGGCUUGGAGAAGGUGGUGUCUUCUCCCAGGAGGUCAGAUCCUGGUGUCGAAACCGAUGCUGGAGACGACAGGCUCUGUUUUACACCUGAACUGUAUGAUGAUGAUGAUGAUGAAGAGGUGGUGGAAGAGAAGAACGAAGGCAUGAUUCACAAUCACGACAGCACUUUGACUUCCUUUGAAACCACAAACACAGUUCUGGUGGAAGAACUUUGUCCACCCAGCGCUCAAAGGCCAGGAGAAGCAGGAGUGGGUGCAGAGUGGUGGGGGGCCGCGGAGCACAGCCAGAAUGACAGAAGUGCCAUUGAGGAAGCUGGGCAUAAGGUCGGCAUUGAGGAAACGAAGCAGGAGGCAGAGAGAGAGGGAAAUCAGCUUCCUGGAUCACAAAGCAAAGGGCUGAAAGUACAGAGAAGGUAUACGCGAAGAGCAAGGAAGACUUCUAAUAACAGAAAGGCACACCAGCAACAGGUAACCUUGAAAGAAUGUGUAGAUCGAAGAGUAUGAGUGGAAAUA